Vicugna pacos (alpaca) is the source of this 3350-nucleotide messenger RNA. RefSeq names its product tripartite motif-containing protein 26. Gene Ontology annotation, molecular function: zinc ion binding; protein binding. The record is from RefSeq and is a predicted model, not a curated record. Lineage: Eukaryota; Metazoa; Chordata; Mammalia; Artiodactyla; Camelidae.
GGGUGCUGGCGGUGGCGCGCGACCCGGAACUGACCGCCGCGGGAAAGAAGCGACCCCGGCCCGGGAUUGGCGGCCCGGAGCUGGGGACCGGAGCUGCUCAGCGUCUGUCGAGUGACAGAUUGGUCACUGGAGCUGGCAGCCCUGUACGAGGCUGCCACUGCUGCUCCCCUGCUGUGCCUGCUCUUGACUCCAUGUCUGGUCUCCAAGGAGAAGUCCCACCAGCGAACAGGGACCCCUCUGAGCUAAGGACACCAUGGCCACGUCAGCACCACUGCGGAGCCUGGAAGAGGAGGUAACCUGCUCCAUCUGCCUCGAUUACCUGCGGGACCCGGUGACCAUUGACUGUGGCCACGUCUUCUGCCGCAGCUGUACCACCGACAUCCGCCCUGUCUCAGGGGGCCGCCCCGUCUGCCCCCUCUGCAAGAAGCCUUUUAAGAAGGAGAACAUCAGGCCCGUAUGGCAGCUGGCCAGCCUGGUGGAGAACAUUGAGCGGCUGAAAGUGGACAAGGGCAGGCAGCCAGGGGAGGCGGCCCAGGAGCAGCCGGACCCGCGUCUGUGCGCGCGGCACCGGGAGAAGCUGCACUACUACUGCGAGGACGACGGGCAGCUGCUGUGCGUCCUGUGCCGGGAGUCCCGGGAGCACAGGCCCCACUCGGCCGUCCUGGUGGAGAAGGCCGCCCAGCCCCACAGGGAAAAAAUCCUGAACCACCUGAGUACCCUAAGGCGAGACAGAGACAAAAUUCAGGGCUUUCAGGCCAAGGGAGAAGCUGAUAUCCUGGCUGCGCUGAAGAAGCUCCAGGACCAGAGGCAGUGCAUCGUGGCUGAGUUUGAGCAGGGCCACCAGUUCCUGAGGGAGCGGGAGCAGCACCUGCUGGACCAGCUGGCGAAGCUGGAGCAGGAGCUCACAGAGGGCAGGGAGAAGUACAAGACCAGGGGCGUCGGGGAGCUGGCCCGGCUGGCGCUGGUCAUCUCCGAGCUGGAGGGCAAGGCACAGCAGCCGGCUGCAGAGCUCAUGCAGGACACCAGAGACUUCUUAAACAGGUAUCCACGGAAGAAGUUCUGGAUUGGGAAACCCAUUGCUCGAGUGGUUAAAAAAAGGACAGGAGAAUUCUCAGAUAAACUUCUGUCUCUGCAGCGAGGCCUGAGAGAAUUCCAAGGGAGGCUGCUGAGAGACUUGGAAUAUAAGACAGUGAGUGUCACCCUGGACCCACAGUCGGCCAGUGGGUACCUGCAGCUGUCGGAGGACUGGAAAUGUGUGACCUACAGCAGCCUGUACCAGAGUGCUUACCUGCACCCGCAGCAGUUUGACUGUGAGCCGGGGGUGCUGGGCAGUAAGGGCUUCACCUGGGGCAAGGUCUACUGGGAGGUGGAGGUGGAGAGGGAGGGCUGGUCCGAGGAUGAAGAGGAGAGGGACGAGGAGGAAGAGGGGGAAGAGGAGGAGGAGGAAGAGGAGGCCGACUACGGGGACGGAUACGACUAUUGGGAAACGGAUGAGGACGAGGAAUCGUUGGGGGAUGAAGAGGAAGAAGAGGAGGAGGAGGAGGAGGAAGUUCUGGAAAGCUGCCUGGUGGGGGUGGCCAGAGACUCGGUGAAGAGGAAGGGCGACCUCUCCCUGCGGCCAGAGGACGGCGUGUGGGCGCUGCGCCUCUCCUCGGCCGGCAUCUGGGCCAACACCAGCCCCGAGGCUGAGCUCUUCCCGGCGCUGCGGCCCCGGAGAGUGGGCAUCGCCCUGGAUUACGAAGGGGGCACCGUGACUUUCACCAAUGCAGAGUCACAAGAACUCAUCUACACCUUCACUGCCACCUUCACCCGGCGCCUGCUGCCCUUCCUGUGGCUCAAGUGGCCCGGAACACGCCUCCUGCUGAGACCCUGAGCCCCGACUCCUGCUCCCAGCCCCACACCUGCAGAUGCUUCACUUCUCUGGAAUUCCAGUGCUCUGUGGCAGGGGAGGAGGUGCCUGGCCAGAGCACCCAGAGCAGGAGAGAGGUGGGACCCCCCUGUCUGCUGCCACUCCCCUCCCUGUGGCUGUGGCCCCCUUGAGAUCUCACUCCGUGCUGUUCCCUCCAUCCUGCCCUAAAGCUCUUCUCCCGCCUCCAGGGGUUCCCAGGCUGACUUCUGACCAUGAAGUCCUUGAGGUCUCCUCCCUCCCUCCUGCCCAUGGCCUUUGACCCAGCUCUGCCAUCUCCUUGUUCAGUAAGAGGCAAGGCAGCAUUUUCUUGCCCAGUGCGGCAUCCAAUGCCAGCUGCUCUUAGGAAAGACCAGUUGACUCCUACACCGAGGGCCAUUUUACUCUUCUCUAAUCCCAUAUCUUCCCUUUGCCCAAGCCCACUUCUGCCACCUGCCUUCCCUGGUACUUUCAACACACCUACUGCCAUCCCAACUGAGAGUCAAUCAUACAUGAAAAUGUUGAAAAUGAGCUGAGUGGAGUUCCACGGAGGCGUCCUAGGCCAUUGAAGCCGCUUGGAAUGCCCAUGGAAAGCAUCUCCUCGUAAGGCCCAGAGUCCAUGCUUCUCUGAGACCAGGGCUGAGUUUGUGGGGUUUCCAGAAGUGGGAGCAGGGCCUCCCUGAAAGCAUCUAAGGGCUGAGGUGGGGAUCGGGAUAUAUGCGGCUUUGGGGUAACAGUAUCACCUCUAGGGGAUGGUCCUCAGGAGGAGAGUUUUUGAAAGAAUCCAGGGUAUCCUGCUCUUGUCAGUCCAUAUAAAAACACCAGGGCAAAGAAAAUAUCCAGUCAAGCAAAACCUGUCCUGCCUUGGAAGCCCUGAUCUGUUUUUGCAGCAAGAUACUAAGCUUCCAUCACUGGCCCUACUCAACAUCCAGGUUCCGUUUUCCCAGGAACGGGGCUGGGGAGGGCAAGAUGGCUGUGCCAGGAGAAGGCAGCAGGUGCUCGCCCCCCUCAAUAACCCACAAAUCUUCAUGUCAAGAGAGGAAUCAAAGCAUAUCUUCUUUGCCCGCGGGCCCAACCCACGUCCCAGUCUCUGUCCAGGCUCCGCUAGUGCUUGCCGUUUGGCACAAGCUCCUGCUCCAGCCAGAUUACCUCGCAGCCUUCGACCUCAUCCAUCCCAAGCACUCUGCCAGCACCCAGCUUAGCCAGUCUUAACUCCUCCCCCUGCUCUAAGAGACUGUUCCCAGCCGCUGUGGAUCUCGGUGGUCUCUUCACCUCGACAUCAUCUGAAGUUGCACUCUGUGUAUUUCACAUGCUGCCUGAGUCAUGUACAUCUGAUUUCUGCCUCUAGUUUUAUAAGCUCCUUGAGGGCGGAUACUGUAUCUUAUACUUCUCUUGUAUUCUCCAUAGCACCUAGUGCAGUGCUGGGCACAGAGUAGGUGCUCAAUAAAAACAUGUUGAAUAAACA